Molecule: messenger RNA, 675 nt
Organism: Entamoeba nuttalli P19
Lineage: Eukaryota; Evosea; Mastigamoebida; Endamoebidae
Exons: 1
Coding region: 1-675 (224 amino acids)
Source: RefSeq, a predicted model, not a curated record
AUGGCAAGUGUUGAGUCAAUGUUAAAAGUAUUUGAUUCAAUCAAAAUGACUACUCCUAAAGGAAAGGUUGUUAUUAAAACUGACGAACAAAUUGAUCAGUUUAUUGAACAAUUAAAUCUUGAUUAUGAUGGUGUAGAUUUGUAUAUGUUAGGGUAUCUUGGUGGGUGUAAAAAAUAUGGUCGUUUCUAUAGAAAUGAACUUGAAAAAGUUGUAAAAAUAUUAAACUCAAAAAAGCCUUUGUCACAAGAAUUAAAUAACCAAUUUAAUGCCUUAGAAGGAGAGUCAUAUGUUAAAUUUCUUGGAGUUGUAUAUGAUUGGGUUGAUAUAAUGUUGAAAGAACUUCAAUCACAUCAACCAACUGGUGAAAAAGUUAAUUUAAAAAUUUCUGGAUUUGUUCCUGUUGAAGGAAGAACUGAAAUGAUAGAUAUUUUGCAACCAUUGUUAUCUGCAAUUAUUCAGCCUAAAUAUAAAAACGAUGUAUUUGAACAAUUUAUUUAUUUUGUCAUUAACUAUAAGAAAAGAAGACUUAUGAGAAAGGAUGAAAUUCAAUUCCUCAUUGAUUUUUUAAUAAAAUAUCCAAAUAUGAAAGCUGUAAAAAAUUCAGAUGAUGAUACUUGUUAUUUCCCAAUUCUUUAUGAUGAAUUUAUUGAAUAUGUUCAAAAUAAUCACAAAUAA